CGAACGGCUACCAAAGCAGGAAAUGUAUCCAGAAGACAAACCGAGAGGACGUUUUAAUCAUUGAAAAAUCAGCCAUGCAGUGUUUUUGUAACGGAAUACAUCAUGUGUUAAGGUUGUGGAUGGUCUGCGUGUCUCUUUUCAUAAACCAUGGGUUCGCCGGUAAAAUGAAGAUAGUCGAGGAGCCAAACACAUUUGGGUUAAACAAUCCUUUUCUGUCUCAGGGAAGCAGACUACAGCCUAAAGUGACCCCAACUCCAGUAUCUGGCCCUGCACAUUUUCAUCGGCUUGCUGGAAAGUGCUUCAGUCUCACAGAGUCAACGUAUAAAUAUGAAUUCUGUCCAUUUCACAACAUCACCCAACACGAGCAGUCUUUUAGAUGGAACGCCUACAGUGGGAUACUGGGGAUCUGGCAGGAGUGGGAAAUAGCAAACAACACUUUCACGGGCAUGUGGAUGAGAGACGGGGAUGCUUGUGGAACGAGAAACAGGGAGACAAAGGUGAUUUUUGUCUGCAGUCCAAGCAGCAAACUUGCUCAAGUCUCAGAGCCCAGUACCUGUGUGUACUCGCUGACCUUCGAGACCCCGCUUGUUUGCCAUCCACAUUCCCUUUUAGUGUACCCGACACUGAGUGAUAAGCUCCAAAAGGAAUGGGACGAAGCUGAGCAGGCUCGCUAUGAAGGUCUUAUAACUGAGCAGGGAUACAACAAUCUUUUGAGGGAUAUUUUUGAGGAUGCUGGUUUCCUAAAGAGCCAAAAAGUCAAGAUAAAGCCGCCAGAGGUUGCAGCUGAUUCGGGAACACACAACUCUUUACAGAAAUGUACAGAGGAUUUCCAAAAACAGAGGGAAGAAAUUGAGAGACUGCGUGCUCUCCUCACGCAACACAAUAUUUCCUUUGAUUCACAGCAAAAUAAAUCAAAAGGCGCAGUGAGUACGACGGCUAAGAGUAAACACCUACGGGGAGAUAACGGCCUGAUUGAUCUGCAGUGAAUGCCUUCCACAGCAAGUCACACUCGACAGUGGAUUUGAAGAUUUUGUUGGGCAAUGUGAGCGACACAGACACUCACUGGACAAUAUUGCUGUCACUAGUGAUGGCACUAAAAGUUAAUUUAAACACUGAAAAAAACUGAACUCAUUUGUGGAUUACAAACUUGUCGGAAUGUCGUGAACCAUUUUUUCAGAGGAGUUCCAACACUCAGCUGGCUCUCUCAAGGACUUUUUCUGAGUCUUGUAAAUGAAUCAAAUGUAAACAUGCAACCAUAUUGAGAAAUAUGCUUUUUUUUUAAAUAAAGUUUUGAGAGGAGGAACACGA
This is a messenger RNA of Epinephelus lanceolatus (giant grouper), 1308 nucleotides long. RefSeq names its product N-acetylglucosamine-1-phosphate transferase subunit gamma (gene gnptg). Gene Ontology annotation, cellular component: Golgi apparatus. The record is from RefSeq and is a predicted model, not a curated record. NCBI's taxonomy places the organism in Eukaryota, Metazoa, Chordata, Actinopteri, Perciformes, Serranidae.